AUGGACGGCUGGAGCCCCAUAGCCGCGGACACGGUCUCCGACAGAUCCAGCAGCUCGGAGGGGGACUACAUGACCGAGCCUCCCGCAGACCAAGCGCAAAGGCCGGAUCAGGGCGAGCCACAGUCGGCCAGUGCAGGCCCGGAGGAGGGGAAGCUGCUGCUCGGCCGAGUGGAACAUAUGGACGAUAAGGAGCUGCGGUACUUGCACUUGUUGUGGCAGCCAGGGCGGGCUGAGGCGGGCUCCGCGGGGGGGCAGAGGAAGCUGGGGAAGGUCCUGGGGGGCAAGUCCAGGAGGCACAACCGGGCAGUACGUACUCUGGCCCCCAUCGGUAAAGAUAUCUAUGCUGUGAAAAGAUUAAGAGAAGCAGCCAACAGUAACGACAUUGACACAGUCCGGAGGCUUCUGGAGGAUGACAUUGACCCAUGUGCAGCAGAUGAUAAGGGAAGAACUGCACUCCAUUUCUCCUCCUGCAACGGCAAUGAAAGCAUCGUCCAGUUGUUGCUGAGCUACGGUGCGGACCCCAACCAGCGAGACAGUCUCGGAAACACACCUCUACAUUUGGCUGCCUGUACCAACCAUGUGCCUGUAAUCACCACACUGCUCAGAGGAGGAGCUCGUGUUGACGCCUUGGACCGAGCUGGCAGGACGCCUCUACAUUUAGCCCGCUCCAAACUCAAUAUUUUACAAGACGGAGAUUCUCGCAGUCUUGAAAACCUUAGGGGAGAAGUCACACAGAUUAUUCAGAUGCUUAGAGAGUAUCUAAAUCUGAUGGGUCAGAGUGAAGCGAAAGAGCGACUCGAGCACAUAUCCACACAGCUGCAGCACACACGCACUAAAGAACAGGUGGAUGAAGUGACUGAUUUGUUGGCCAGUUUUACGUCCCUGAGUUUACAAAAACAGAAUUUGGGAGAUAGAUGGCGGCUGGUUCUGCGUAAAUUGGACUUUUUAAAGAUCAGCUGA
Messenger RNA from Knipowitschia caucasica, 960 nucleotides. Lineage: Eukaryota; Metazoa; Chordata; Actinopteri; Gobiiformes; Gobiidae. The record is from the annotation of a GenBank genome assembly.